AUGUCUCAACCCACCUCCUCCGGCCCUAAGGGCACCGAUAACCAGCAGAAGCAAUCCGCUCCAUCUGCUCCCUCCUCCUCCUCCGCCGCCGCCGCCUCCAAACCCAAGGCUGGCAAGAACACCAAGGCUUCCAAGGCACCCUCCGAUGCCAAGCCCAAAGUUCCCCCGACAGCGUUCGGACCGUGUGCUGUCGUGAUCGGCGAGGAACUCUUUGGUGGAAAAACGUUCGGCGUCUCGGAUAUCGAGACAAAGCUUAUCACCCGGCGAGCUGCGACUAUUGAGCAGUAUUUCGGAGUCUUUAUCGACUUCCCUCUUGCCGCUUCGAAUGAGGACGAAGGCUUCGGACAGUGUCAUACAGUUGACUACCAAUCUCGCUCGCCAAUUCCAUGCGGGUUCCGAAGGCUCAAAGUCAAGUUCCCUCAUGAGAUCGAGAUCAGUUUCCGGGCCGCAACUCAAGAAGAGAUCUCCAAGCUUCCGAAGGCCAAAAAGACAAUGUCCUGGGUUGAAGUUACUCUCAAGAAAGGCGCCGAAGUCUCUGUAGAGGGAUUCGGGUUACCAUACGCCAACGCAAGUCACCCUGCGCACGAGUGGCUUCAACACCCAGAUUCGGCCCAUGUCAUCGGCGGCAAGACGCUCCUCGGUCUUCUUCAGCAGGAGCACUUCUCCUUCAUCGUCUCCGAUCCUCAUCCUGCGUUGCAAGACAAGAUGGACGUGGCCAGCCUACCAGCCAAUUUCGACUACGGCUAUGGUGACAUCCACUCCUGGGACUUGGAGAGGUACUUGAAGCAGCUCAGCGAGAUCAAAGGCGGACAAGUCGAGGGUUCUUGGAACUACCCUACCGAUGGGCACCACGUGGCCGCUCUCACCCAGAGUCUUGUCCAGGACAUCAUGUGGCUUCACCGAGAUUGCCUCGAGAUGGACAAAGAGAAGCGUGCUGCAUACUUCGUCAAGAAGCCAACGACCCUCAAGCAAUCGACACGAUAUUACGUCAUCGUGUCCAUGGGCAAGGGCUUCUUCACCCACUUCGCGAAGGCAUGGGCGCGUCUCACCAAGGACUUCCAAGUCAAGCUCAUGAUCUACGACAGAGACGAAGGUGAGCCUGAGGGAUGGAAGGCUCGCAUCCGCGAGUUUCCCGAGUCUCUCGAAGUCUUGAACGAUCACCCUCUCACCGAUGAGGAAGACGAACUUGUUUUGGAGGUCAUCCCCCCGAAGGCACCUCAAAAUCACGUUACGCUCGACUGGGACCUACAGCUGCAGGAGACCGAACGCAAGGUCGAAGCCGUCUGUGAAUUCCUCCCCACCGCUGCCCCUACCAGUCUCAUUCGUGGUGAAAGCCCCGAGGACUCAAAGCCUCGCUCCGACCGUGAGAAGUUGGUGAUGAGCCUCCACCGGGACCUCAUGCGUGGCGAUGGUUUCUGGAAGACGAUGGUUGCCCCCGGCGGCAUGGAACAGCUCGAGGACGACAUGGCUCAGAUGGGUAUCAACAACCAAGGCAAGCGUAUGCGCCUUCAGACCCUGCCAUCUGUCAACCUUCUUCGUGGCCCCAACGCAGAGUGGAUCGACGCUCUGAUGACCGAAGCCCUCGAGGUCGACCGCGAACGCUUCCGACGGUACCUCAGCAACUGCCCCCUUGGUCUGGGUCUCAUCACGGCUGGUCCUGGUUUUGGCAAAACCACUGCCGUUGCUCUCGCGACUCUCGGUAUGGCAGCCAGUGUCGGUCGCGUCCUCGGCUCCGGGCCCACGCAUGUUGCAGUCAACAACCUGUGUGCUCGCAUCGACGUUGUUACUUGUCGCGUUACCGCAAAGUACAACUCCGGCAAGCAGCCAGUUGACCGUCUGCACCGAGCUCUGGUCGUCCGUGGCCACAAACUCCGCGAUGAGGUUGCUGCCUUCAAGAACCUCCUCGAGAAGCCCGACCUUGGCGACGAUGCUGCACCAGUUGGCACAUGGGGUCUCAGGUCGAAGUGGAAGCUGCAUCUGUCGGCUGCUUACUGGCUCCUCGUCUGUCUCGGUUCUGAUGCCCGCCUGCUCCAUGAGGAUGACAGCAUCAAGCUCCACGAGCUCCACAAGUCUUUGGCUGAGAGCAGCGGCCUAGCUCGCCUCCGUGAUCGUGUUUCCGGUAAGAUCACUUGGGAAGAGUACGCCAACAACGGUGAGACUGUUGGCAAGGCUGAGCUCGAGGACCUGGUCCAGCGCAUCGUUGAAGCUGCUGACAUCCUCUGCACCCUUCCCGCCCUCGCGCACACCGAGGACAUACUCCACAGGUGGAAGCUCCAGGCCCGCGGCAUCGCCAUCGACGAGGCUGGCAACAUCACUCGUGCCGACCUAUGCUCUGUCUGGGGAAACACUCUCCUCCCUUGUCUGCUCGCUGGCGAUGAGAAGCAGCUGGCUCCCGUGGUGAUGACCUUGGAAGAUCAGGAAGAGGGCAUAUAUGUCAACCGUUUCGGCCCGGACGGCGUAAUCUCGCCUCUUGAGUUCAUCAAGGGGAUGGGUUGGCCCGUCUACCGUCUGCGUACUCAACUGCGCUUGGCAAGAGGGCAGUUCGAGCUCUGCCGCAAAUCGGUCUACAAAGAUGUCGCAUGUACCUACGGCGCGGGUGCCGACGUCGAGCUCGCCUCUCACCAUCUCGGCCACGUAUUGGAAGAGUUCAUCCGGGUCAAGUUUCCCGCCGUCAAGCCUCCAAAGCCUGAUGGAAAGCGCGGCACCCUCUCUCCUUUGUUCGUCGACUGCCGGAACUCAUUCUGUCACGUGGAUCCCGUGACGCGCACCAGGAAGAACAUCGACCAGAUCAAGGUCGCCUUCAACUUCCUUGCCGAGUUCGUCAAGACCAAGCAGGUUAAUCCUGCCGAUAUUCUCAUCAUCGCCCCAUACUCUGCUAUGAUCGAUGCCAUCGAAAGCUUCUAUAAGAAGCGAGAAUACGAGGUCCUGAAGGACAUGCGCCCGCCCUCCACCGUCGAUGCCAUCCAAGGUCAGGAGGCAGAUAUGGUUGUCGUUAUUACAUCGACUACCCGCGGCGUCGGUGCUGGCUUCACCUCGGACGAGCGUCGACUCAACGUUAUGUUGAGUCGACACAAGUGUGCUCUCGUCAUCUUCAGUGACAUCGACACGGUGGACUACAAGGGCAAAGUCAAGGCACAAAGGACGGAGACACCCACUGGCGAGGUGUCGUUUCAGAAGGCUACGAUGCUGAAGGAGGUUCACAAGUCGCUUGUUGCUGCGGGGCGCGUGGCGGUGGUGGAUUGUAGGCCGAACAAGGGCAAGGGCAAGGCGAAGGAUGAGGCUGCCAAAAAGGCAUAG
Molecule: messenger RNA, 3297 nt
Organism: Fusarium oxysporum Fo47
Lineage: Eukaryota; Fungi; Ascomycota; Sordariomycetes; Hypocreales; Nectriaceae
Product: P-loop containing nucleoside triphosphate hydrolase protein
Exons: 4
Coding region: 1-3297 (1098 amino acids)
Molecular function (GO): 5'-3' DNA helicase activity
Source: RefSeq, a predicted model, not a curated record